GUCGCUGUACCCCACUAUCUCUCUUUCUCUCUCUCUCUCUCAGUCUCUUUGACGCCUUUUUUGUCACUUAUGCAACUAAUUCAUUUAAAGACAAGCAAAACCUGGUUCUCUUAGCGCCUUCCCCGGUCAUGCAUCUUCCUUAUAAAUCAACUUAGGGUUACAACCAAAGUUGCGCAAAGAGAGGCAAGAGAGAGAAGGGGAGCUUUUAGUUGGAAAAAAAUGGCAGAAAAAUUUCCAAAGCAGCUCCUUUGCAAGUGGGUUUUGGACAGCACUAUCAAAGAAGAUGGUUCCAAAGAAAGGUUCUACAUCAAUUUGGAGACGAGGCAGAAGUUGAACCUUGAAGAAAAUAUUUUCAAUGAGGUGAAUCACAGUACUAAAAAGCGCCCGCUAGUUGAAGGAGUAGGGAACACCGUGCAGGGCCUUCCUCCAUACCUUCCUGCAGGUUCAGAAGGGUCAAAGAAAUUUGAUCUUGGCGAAAGCAGUUUGGCUUCAUCUGUUGUAUGUGAUUCUGCUUCAGAUACUGCAUAUACUGAUUCUGCUUCAUCUGCCGUAAGUAAUGCCUUGCAGAAGAAUGAAGCGGAGAACCACGAGCCUAGCCCAAAAAGAGCCAAAAUAAAAUAUGUUCCCGAGAUCACUCUCUUUAAUAUUAGGAGGACUGUGAUAAGGAAUACUCUGGACAGGUUGAAGGAGGAGGCCCGGGCGGAGCGUGCUGCAAGAGCUGCUGAAUCAAAUGGGCGUGCGGACGCCGAUGGAAGAGGUGAAAAUUAAAGAGCCAGCUUUAACUAAAGGGGCGAGCGCGUGUAUGCGUUCGAUCGGGAAGUAGCAAUCCUAAAUAAUGGUUGUGUUUUCUAGCAUGAACUAGUACUUUUUCUAUAUAAUAUGGGUUUGUGAUGUUUCAGCUAGCUGCAUGCCGGUUGAACUUUGGUAUGCUGCUCUUAAAUAAUUGGCGCUUUGUAAUAAAGGGCACUUCUCGACUUUGAAUA
This is a messenger RNA of Malania oleifera, 983 nucleotides long. RefSeq lists its product as uncharacterized. Bases 220 to 768 code for a protein of 182 amino acids. The record is from RefSeq and is a predicted model, not a curated record. NCBI's taxonomy places the organism in Eukaryota, Viridiplantae, Streptophyta, Magnoliopsida, Santalales, Ximeniaceae. The transcript has 3 exons.